AUGGCGGCCUGUACUUUAUUCGAUAACUUUAUUGUCGCCUCAACAUUUCGCUCUAUACAAAACUCUUUCUACCAACUUUGUGUAGCACUCGACAUCGACCCUACAGAUGCCAUCAACGUCUACCGAAAGCUCCGCUUAUUAAACGACUGGAAAGCGCAAAAAUUAUGGAAAUUACUGGAUAAGAAAUGGGAACUCGCUGAGUACAAGAAACAGAGAGCUGGCGAAUUGCUCAACGUUCUUGUUAUUGGAGCAGGUCCAUGUGGUUUACGAUCGGCUAUCGAAUGUGCCUUGCUGGGAUGUCGAGUGGUUCUCGUAGAACAACGAGAUCGUUUCAGUCGGAACAAUGUUCUGCAUCUCUGGGAAUUUGUUAUCCAAGAUUUGAAGUCUCUAGGAGCCAAAAUUUUCUAUCCCAAAUUCUGUACCGGUAGCAUAGAACACAUCAGUAUUCGGCAGUUGCAGUGUAUCCUUUUGAAAGUUGCACUUUGUUUCGGAGUUCAAAUUCAUGAUUCUGUAUCAUUUGUACAGUUGCUUUUCCCCAAGAAAGUGGAUAAUAUUGUUACGGGAUUUCGUGCCUGUCUCGAACCUAAAGGACACAUUCUAGCCGAAACCGACAUCGACGUCCUGAUAGGAGCUGAUGGGAAGCGAAAUACUAUACCAGGCAAGCUCCCUUCGAGAACUAAAUCGGGAAAUUUGAAUGGUUUCCUAGAGCGAAUGUGCAUCGAUGAAGCAACAGCGCUAAUUGUCAUGGAGGGAAUACAAUCGCAACACAAUUGCUUUGAUGCGCAUGGAUUUCAACUGUGUCUUUUUAUAGGGUUUCCUCGUGAGGAGAUGCGUGGGAAAUUGGCCAUUGGAAUAACAGCUAAUUUCGUUAACAACAAGACGCCUGCGGAGGAAAGGGUUCCCGAAAUAAGUGGUGUGGCAUAUAUCUUCAAUCAAGCAUUCUUCAAAGAGAUGUAUGCUAAGACAGGAGUUGAUCUGGAGAAUAUUGUUUAUUACAAGGACGACACUCAUUAUUUCGUAAUGUGUGCGAAAAAGCAAAGUUUAUUAGACAUGGGAGUCAUUCUCAAGGAUAACGACGAUGUUUCCCAAUUGUUGUCCACUCAAAACGUUGAUCAGGAGGCAUUAUGUCGUUAUGCACAAGCUGCGGCAGAUUUUGCCACUAACGGAAAGCUUCCUGCCCUGAAUUUUGCCAAAAAUCACCGAGGAAAUGAAGACAUCGCGAUGUUUGACUUUACAAGCCUCUACUCAUCCAAGUGUUCUGUACGACUGGUGGAGCGAAUGAAUAAGUGCCUCCUUAUGGGUAUCGUCGGUGAUUCGCUGCAUGAGCCUUUCUGGCCCACUGGAUCUGGCUGUGCACGUGGAUUUCUGGGUGUUCUCGAUACAGCGUGGUUGAUUAGAGAGUAUGGGUUGAACAAAAGAGGUCCGCUUGAAAUGAUUGCAGAGCGUGAGAGUAUCUAUCGGUUACUGGCUCAGGUCACCAAAGAUAACAUGAAUAAAGCCAUUAAUAAGUACACAAUUGAUCCCAAGACGCGUUACGUGUCUCUGGAAUCAACUCUCCAACCUGAGGAUGUCGUUCAGAUUGUAAGCUCUGAUAAUCCCAGAUUAGCACCCAUUGGGCAACCUCUUACCAUGAAUAAUAGCUCCUCCGUUCACAUGAACCCAGCUCUCAGAACAUAUUCCUUAUGGAAAUUUUGUCAUCAGGCUCUUUCACCCUAUAAACUGAAGAUGUUUGAUAUGGACUCAUGUUGGAAUGAUGGUCGAGCACUGGCAGGAUUAAUAGCCAAGUUUAGACCGGAAUUAAUUGACUACUUUUCUGUUAUUAGUUUGGAGAGCAGUAAAGAGAGGUUGCAGAUGGUCUUCAAAAUAGUGGAGGAGGCUAUGGCAGUGAAAGCUCCUUGUACACCCUCGGAAUGGCCUUCUUUGAUGGCUGAGGAAAAGAUUGCCUAUAUUGGAGAUAUAGUUGAUGCUGUAAGGUAA
Messenger RNA from Cooperia oncophora, 1977 nucleotides. NCBI's taxonomy places the organism in Eukaryota, Metazoa, Nematoda, Chromadorea, Rhabditida, Trichostrongylidae. The record is from the annotation of a GenBank genome assembly.